CCCUGCCCGAAAUACUCACUCAAUGUUAUAUAUUCAUUGUUGCCUAUUUUGAUAAACACCGCGCACAAAGGUGGAAAAAUUCGCCGAAAACAAAACUAACUCUUCCGAAAAAGUGAUUAAAGUGCGCCAAAUUAUCAGGAUUGUAGCAAACAUUAGAAAUUCCAAGACUGCAUUUAAUCGUCCACCACAAUGUCAAUUCUACUCAUUCGUUCUUUGAAUAAAUUCCGUCAGAAUCAUCAAAUGAAUUCAAUUCUAAAAUUGACUUUAAGAUCAAUCGGUAUUUCCCCAAUCGCAGAACAAAAGCGAAGAGUCCAAAAUGACACCGCUAUAUCCACCUCAAGUGAUAGAUCGGACGUAUCGACCGAUGUGAGACCGCUGGGUGAACGAAUCAAAGAGAAUACAAAAACGGCCAGUUAUUUUGGUGUCAUCGUUUUUGGAAUUGGAGUGACUGGCGUUAUCAUGUUUGUUGUAUUCAGAGAAUUAUUUUCAUCUAGCAGUCCAAACAAUAUUUACUCAGAAGCGCUAAAUACAUGCAUUAACGAUACUCGUAUUCAAGACGCAUUAGGAAGCCCGAUCAAAGGUUAUGGAGAAGAGACACGACGAAGACGACGACAGCAUGUGGCUCAUUCAAUCCACGAACGAAAUGGAAAGAAAUCUAUACGGAUGCAAUUUUAUAUUCAAGGAAUUCGAAAUAAGGCGACAGUUCAUUUAGAAAAAGAAUUGGAAUCAAAUCGUUAUCGUUAUUUGUUCGUGCAGCUCGAUUAUUAUCCACGUGAUACAAUCAUCUUAGAGGACAAUCGCUUAACUAUUGAUGGAACUGCCUCAGCACAGUCAUUGGAUAGCGUAAAGUUCUGAUUGUUCGU
Sitodiplosis mosellana (orange wheat blossom midge) is the source of this 863-nucleotide messenger RNA. Its product is annotated as mitochondrial import inner membrane translocase subunit Tim21. Gene Ontology annotation, cellular component: TIM23 mitochondrial import inner membrane translocase complex. The transcript has 4 exons. The coding region runs from base 190 to 855 and encodes 221 amino acids. The record is from RefSeq and is a predicted model, not a curated record. Lineage: Eukaryota; Metazoa; Arthropoda; Insecta; Diptera; Cecidomyiidae. Gene Ontology annotation, biological process: protein import into mitochondrial matrix.